UCUCGCGUGAUGUUAUACGGCUGACUCGCGAUGUUUGGUUUGGAAGUGAUGCGGGAACAGUGAGACGGGACGGGGGAGAGGUGUCUUCAGUGUUUACCAUUGUCUGAAGAAGUUGCUAUUCCGUCCACAUGAACGCCUCAAAUUCGCUUGCCUCACCUAAGCUGCUGUAUACAGAUUUGGAGAAUUCUACCAUUCAAAAGCAAAGAAAAGAGCUACAGUUAUUAAUUGCUGAGCUGAAGGACAGAGACAAGGAGCUAAAUGACAUGGUAUCAGUGCAUCAGAGGCAGCUGCUUGCGUGGGAGAAUGAUCGUCAGCGAGUUCUCACACUGGAACAGAAGUGUGCCAGGCUAGAAAAUGAACUGCAGAGAAGGAAUGAAAUAAUCAGAUCAUUAACCAAAAGGAUAAAGUUACUGGAAGCUCAGCAGCAGGACCGAAGAACAUCCCUGGAGACCACCCAAGAGCAACUGCAGAAAGUGUCUCUCAGGGCAUCAGAAGCUAGCAGCCACUGUCAAGACUUGGAGGAAAAAAAUCUAAGUUUGAAUGAGUCAGUGUUGGAGCUUUCUGCUCACAUUGGACGAUUACAUGCCCGAGAACAGGAACUUUCCACCUUACUAAGGUUGAAGGACAGUGAUAUUGUGGAAGCGACCAAUCACAUCACAGAGUUUACAUCUCGAUUUAAAGAUCUAGAAGCAGCACUGCGUGAGGCUAGGCUCAGGGAAGCCUCAGCCAUAAAGGAGGUAGAUAAUCUGAAACCCAGGCUAAGAAGGAUGAAGACUGAAAUUGAUAAACUGAAAGAUGACCUCGGCCAAAAGACUGUGGAGAACAAUGAGCAGAGGGAGGAGAUUAUUCGCCUAAAACAGGAAGGUGAAUACUUGAAGGCCGAGCUGGUUUUCACAGGUGAAAGAGAGAAGCGUAAAGAUCAACUCCUUCAGCUAGCAAAAUCCAAGCAAGACCGAACUGACACAGAACUGCAGAACCUGCGACAGAUUUACAUGAAGCAACAGCAUGACCUGCAGUUUUUAUACCUGACUUUGGAGAGCUCAUAUGAUAAGACACAUGCUCAAGUUGAUGUCAGCAGCGGUCCAUUAGACAUCAAAUCCUUGGACUCUGCUGAAGGAGAUGGAUUGAUAGGUAGCAGACAGAGCCUCCACUCUGACUUUUUGCCAGACCUGAAAAUGCCACUAAUGCAGUCAGCCCUCAAAGACUCAGGAAAUCUCAGAUGCCAAAUUACACAAAAAGAAAAAGAAAAAAGUGCUUCCUGAUGUGAUUAAUGCAAGAUUUCCCACCUGGUUUCCCCCAAGUCUAGAUGCAAUACCAGUGCUAUCCAUCCUGUUUUAAGCUUAGAAAUAGAGGAGAAUACAAUAAAACUCAAACUAUUCAGCUUCCAAUACUUCCACCUGGAUUAUCAUCUGCCUCUCUCCUACAUGAAUUCCAAUUAUGGUUUAAAACCAUUAUUUUAGAAACCAGGGGCUAAAUGUUAUAGCCUGUGAGCUGCCAGAGGUGCAGGACUUUCUGCUUGUC
Pseudophryne corroboree (corroboree frog) is the source of this 1521-nucleotide messenger RNA. It is a transcript of the gene CCDC62, whose product is annotated as coiled-coil domain containing 62. The transcript is spliced from 11 exons. Lineage: Eukaryota; Metazoa; Chordata; Amphibia; Anura; Myobatrachidae. The coding region runs from base 129 to 1262 and encodes 377 amino acids. The record is from RefSeq and is a predicted model, not a curated record.